Molecule: messenger RNA, 1095 nt
Organism: Cynara cardunculus var. scolymus (artichoke)
Lineage: Eukaryota; Viridiplantae; Streptophyta; Magnoliopsida; Asterales; Asteraceae
Product: F-box/LRR-repeat protein 4-like
Exons: 1
Coding region: 1-1095 (364 amino acids)
Biological process (GO): SCF-dependent proteasomal ubiquitin-dependent protein catabolic process
Cellular component (GO): SCF ubiquitin ligase complex
Source: RefSeq, a predicted model, not a curated record
AUGGAGAGACUUGGAGAUUUCGAGCUAAGCUCCAUUUUCAAGCGUAUUCACAACCCAGAUGACCGAAGAUCAUUCUUUCAAGUUUCCAAGCAAUUCUUGAAAGUUGCAUGCACCUUCCUACUGAAGUCUCACAUUUCGUCUCCUGAUUUCCUCUAUGAAAUCCUACCUGCAUCCCCGAAUCUGGUCGCUUUCGAAUGCUCUAAACCACUUUCAAACACCCACAUGAAACUCCUUGCACAAUCUUGCCCCAAGCUCCAAUACCUGAAGCUCAGUUUAGAACAAAACUCACAUCCUGAUCAGAUGGAUUCUGAGUCAGGUGAGUUUGAUUUUGAUGACGAUGGUCUAUGUGCAGUUUCGAAUGCUUGUUGCCAUUUGUUUGAAGUGAUCUUAUGCAGGAGGUUACAUGUUGGGGAUGUAGGAGUUGCUUCCCUUAUAAGAUCAUGUAAGGAUUUAGCAAUUUUAGAUUUGAGUGGAUGUGUUGGUGUCAAAGACGAAUCACUGAAAGCUAUUGGAGAAGCAAGUCGUUUAAGUAUUUUGAUUUUGCACGGUUGUUCUUUGAUUACCGAUUUGGGUUUGGAGUAUCUGGCAAAUGGGGAUGUGAAAAAUUGUUUGGAAGAACUUGUUUUAGCCGAAUGUGAUAGGAUUAGUGAUGGUGGUAUCAUCUUCUUGAAACAAAUGGUUCGUCUAACUGAUCUGAAUCUAUCAAAAUGUGGGGCUAAUGUGACAGAUUUCGGUCUUAUGGCCUUAUUCCAAAUUGGAAACUUUGAGAGACUGAAUUUAUCUUGGUUGUUGAACGUAACGGAUAUAUCAUUGUUUGAUAUCGCUACCUGGUGUUUGAAACUUACAGCCAUUAAUUUGACGGGUUGUGAGGCUGUAACUGGUGGAGGUCUAUGCGCAUUUGCUAACCAUCGGACACUGGAAGAAGUUACGCUGUUCUCGUGCCAUAAUUUUUCUUGGGAAGAUGUGGAGCUGGUUGCUCUCACCUGUGUAAGAUUGAAAUAUCUUGGGAUCAGUAGGACAGCAAAGAUGUCUAUGCCAGAGGUAAUUCAGGAUGGCUUUUAUGUGAUCAACAACUGUUGGAUAGAUUGUGAAUGA